AUGAUCAGCAAAGUGGCAUUACUGUCUAUAUUUUUGUUGCUAUGGUUACGUUGGUUUACUGCAACGUUGCCUGGUUACAUACAUCCAGAUGAGUUUUUUCAAAAUCCCGAGGUUACAAGUGCAAAGAUUUUCAACAUUCAUACAUUGACACCUUGGGAAUAUCAACCACAACACGCAUCUCGAUCCAUUAUUUCACCGUUCUUGACAACAGGCAUCCCAUUCUACAUCUUGAAAGCUUGGUUACCUAAAGAUACACUGCCUUCCUCGGUAACACUGUUUAUGACAGAGCGCUUGGGUGCUUUUGUUUGGUCACUGGUUAUAGAUUUAUGCGUCUACAGAAUUUGUAAGCGCAUUGGUUCCAAGCCAAAGAUCCCCAUGCUGUUGAUUGCCACAAGCCAAGUGACAUUAGCAUACAAUACUCGACCCUUUUCUAAUUCAUUUGAAAGCGUAUUGCUUUGCUUAUGCUUGUACACCUAUGUCAAUUAUGCGCACAGGGCAAAUGCUAAGUUAGCCUUUUUUCUGGGAGCCCUGUUCAGUGUAGGCGUAUUUACCAGAAUCACGUUUCCUCUUUACGCCCUUCCUAUCGGUAUUGCCUUUAUCUAUCAAGCAUAUAAGCAAAGCCACAGUUUUAAUCAAUUCACGGCUUUUGUAUUUCCAUUAAUUUUGGGCAUUGCUUCUUUUGCCGUAUUCGCCAUUGCAGCAGAUUCUGUAUACUAUGGCACAUUAUCAUUUACUGUAGAUAGUCGGCCAUUUAGAGAUGUAGGACAUGUUGUUUCUACGCUAUUUGACCCUACAACAUUAGCCACCGUUCGUGCAGAUGGCGAUAUUGUCAUUACGCCGCUCAAUAACCUUUUAUACAACAUGAAAGUGGAUAACUUGGCUCAGCAUGGUCUUCAUCCUCGUUAUACACACUUUGCUGUUAAUUUACCCCUCUUGUUUGGUCCUUUGGCUAUAUUUGGCUUUUUGUACAUUCCAAAUGUCAUUGCCCAGGUGCAAAAUAACGAUCAUACACAUCUCCUCUAUGUUCUCAUUAGCGUUGUCUUCUCUGGCUUAAUUGGUCUCUCGACUAUUCCCCACCAAGAGGCUAGAUUCUUGGCGCCAUUGCUUGUUCCUUUAGUCUUGAUUUACACUUGGAAACAAGUCAAGCUGCCGGCUUCCUUUUGGGUUAUUUGGUUGCUUUUCAAUGUAAUUACUACCUACAUCUUUGCUGUUGUUCACCAAGGCGGUAUUGUGCCAACCAUGAGGUUCCUCCAACGUCAAACCACUGGUAUUCAUGAUUGCCAUGUACUUGAAAAUGGUGAUUUGACUUGCACUGUAGGUCCCAACAAUGUUACUGAUACCAACGGUUUUAAUGUCACCACAAACCUCGUCUUUUACAAAACCUACAUGCCUCCUAGACACUUGCUAGUAGACUCAAAGGACAACCAACAUGCACAUGUCAACAUUCUUGAUUUCUCAAGCCGUUUAGAUGAAGCAGUUGCCGAGUUGGAAAAGAGUUCAGGCGUUGUACUUCGUAGACAUCAGCCUGGAAAAGCAGAGAUUGAUUUUGCAAAGACAAACACUUCCAAUUCAUUUGAAAGGACCAUCUUCAUUUCGCCAAGCUUCAUCCCUUUGCCCAAAGUAGAGAAUCAUCGUUAUCUAAUGAUGGCAUCUUACAGCCCGCAUGUUGGGUUUGACGACAUGGAUAAAAUGAUGGAGCGAGCCUCAGAAAUGAACUCGCCAGAGAGUCAAAUGAGCCUGAAUGUAUUCUUGCUUUUGUCUGAACAAGAUGAUCCUAAAUAA
Mucor velutinosus is the source of this 1782-nucleotide messenger RNA. RefSeq lists its product as uncharacterized. The record is from RefSeq and is a predicted model, not a curated record. Bases 1 to 1782 code for a protein of 593 amino acids. Gene Ontology annotation, biological process: GPI anchor biosynthetic process. Gene Ontology annotation, cellular component: endoplasmic reticulum membrane. Gene Ontology annotation, molecular function: alpha-1,2-mannosyltransferase activity. The transcript has 9 exons. Lineage: Eukaryota; Fungi; Mucoromycota; Mucoromycetes; Mucorales; Mucoraceae.